CAAAACCCGCAUCCAUCCCGCCAUCUCUUUGGAUCGUCACUCCCACAGAUAUAAUUUAUUCAAAAAAGAUUGAAUAAAUACAGUGAGGAGUGAGGAGGAGAUCGACGUCUGCUGUUGUUGCAGCUGCUUGGAGCGGAAGAUUGUGCUCCGGCGUGAUGGAUCAGCGCAUGGUGGAUUCUGAUCGUAGAGCUUCUCCGGAAUGCAGAAAUCCAAGUAGCAGCGAUUACGAGGUCAAGAGCUGUGGGGCAUGCCGAACCACCGAGACGCCCCUUUGGCGAUCGGGCCCUGACGGCCCCAAGACGCUCUGCAACGCGUGUGGGAUCCGAUACCGGAAGAACAAAACAGAACCGGGAAUGAAGGCGAAGAAGGAGAAGAAAGAAUUGUUCCUGGAGGUCCAGAUGCCGGGAUUGGGGCUGAGAAAGAAGCGAUCUGUUAUCCAGAAGCAUUGGAGGAGGUGGUGGCGGAGGAGCAUGAUUGGGGAAGAGGAGCAGGCUGCUGUCCUCCUCAUGGCUCUCUCCUAUGGCUUGAUUUAUGACUCGAGUUGAGUGCUUCUUCAAUAUCUUUCAUCCCUAUGAUCUACUUGACUACUUUCUCCAAUCCUGUAGAUUCAUCCAUGCAAGAUCCAGCUCCAUUUCAAUAAAAAAAGAUAGCAAUUUCCUCAUUGCAAAACGAGUAAAUGGCCAAAUGCUGCAAUUGAUUUUUGAUCCAUGGUUCCAUGGAUGAAGUUGUUAAUGCCAUUGGCUUUAAAUGUCUCAUACAAUUGAAUUGGUUAGUUCAACUCGAUGAGUGCCAAAUUCCUAAUUCGAUUGUGAAAUGCAUUUCUCAGGUUCACUGAUUCAACUCCUUGAUCUUGUUUUCAAAUUUCUUUGGUAAUCAUUGACAUGUAAAAAUGGCCAUUAAACACUUUCAUA
Molecule: messenger RNA, 911 nt
Organism: Zingiber officinale
Lineage: Eukaryota; Viridiplantae; Streptophyta; Magnoliopsida; Zingiberales; Zingiberaceae
Product: GATA transcription factor 16-like
Exons: 3
Coding region: 156-545 (129 amino acids)
Biological process (GO): regulation of DNA-templated transcription
Molecular function (GO): sequence-specific DNA binding; zinc ion binding
Source: RefSeq, a predicted model, not a curated record